Messenger RNA from Rotaria sordida, 297 nucleotides. NCBI's taxonomy places the organism in Eukaryota, Metazoa, Rotifera, Eurotatoria, Philodinida, Philodinidae. The record is from the annotation of a GenBank genome assembly.
AUGAAUUCGUUGGUUACUACUUUAUUCGGUCUUUUUAUAAUCUAUGUAAUAGUAAUAACAACUGUUUAUUGUGCUGAAAUCAAAAAUACGGGUUUAACAAAAGAUGAAAUGAUUGCAUUAACACGUGAUCAUUUUGGACGACCUGAUCCAGAUAGUUUACUAAACGGUUUUUUUCCUGUUUGGGCUGUUAUUCAAUUUUGUCUUUCAGGUUUCUUUCUUGUUAUUGGUAUAAUUAGUGGUGUAUGCUAUUUAUUGGGUUGCAGAUCACCACCAGACGAACUUAAACAAAUUAAAUAA